AGUGUGUACAUUUUUUAGAGUAGUAGAGAGAUCAGGGGUCAAAGCAAAGGAAUUUACCAAAGCCUUGUUUGCUGCCAACUGGACCGCCACAGGCUAGUAUUUAAAGAACACCAAAGGAACCGUUAAUGUUGGAUUGGACUCCAAGAUGCAGUUCCCUGCUGUAGUGUUCCUGCUCACUUUAGCUCUGAGCUCAACCAUCAAAGCCAGAAAAUGUCCCAAAGAGUGCAGCUGUGAUGACGCCAAGCUGACGGUGGCCUGCAUUGGUAAAAACCUGACGGAGAUUCCCCUGGGUGUGCAGGAGAUAACCGUUAAAUUGGAUCUAAAGAACAACAACUUCCGUAUUUUACCCAGAGGUGGAUUCCUCCACACUCCGCAUCUGACCCACCUUAGUCUGCAGAGGUGCAACAUCUUAACAGUAAAGGAGGGUGCGUUUCGUGGUCUCGGUCAAGUGGUCUCCCUUAACCUGGCUUACAACAAAAUCGACAUCCUUUACCAGGAAUCUUUUGAUGGCCUCUCAUCUUUGAAGGAGCUUUACUUGGAUCAUAAUCACAUCGAGGAGAUCCAGCCUGGAGCCUUUAUGCAGCUCGGCUUUCUCAACAUGCUGACCCUCGCCCACAACCGUCUGGUUUACAUCCCCACUAUGGCAUUUCAGGGCUUACAGAACAUUAAGUGGCUUCGUCUCAGCUACAACUCCCUGAGUAACCUGGCACCUGAAGCCUUUGCUGGGCUGUUCAGUCUCAGCCGCCUCAGCCUGGAUCACAACGAGCUGCAGUUCUUCCCCACCCAGACAAUGACAAGGCUCCGUGAGGUGAAACGGCUGGAGCUGAGCUACAACCCCAUGACAUACCUGGGAGAAGAAUCAGUGUCGAUGGGGAAGCUGACACACCUCUAUCUGGAUCAUAUGUCCCUUCAGGACCUGUCUGACCAGGCAUUUUCCCAGGCCCGGCUCCUCUCCCAUGUUGACCUCUGCCACAAUCAGCUCCGAUAUCUUGAACCCUUCUCAGGCCCAACAAAGCUGCACAUCCUUAACCUCACCGGCAACCCGAUCUACUGUGACUGCUACAUGAGGCCGCUGAAGGAGUGGGCAACGGCUGGAGUAAAACUGCUGGGAGCCUGUGCAGUACCUCCUCACCUCUCCGAUGAGCCGCUACAGGCCGUUUCAUCCUCAGAUCUACGCUGCCGAAGCAGGGCUGAGGCUUUGGAGGAGGAGGAGGAGGAGGAAGAGGAGGAGAGUAAUGGAAACAUCACAGUCACUGCCAAGCCGAAGCAGACAGUCAAGUGUCCACAUAACUGUGAAUGUGAUACUGAAGCCCUUCAUGCCACAUGUGAGAGCCGUGGUUACAGCAAAGUCCCACGGGGCUUCUCUGCCGGGACUCAGCUGCUCAAUCUCCGUGGAAACCACUUCCAUUACAUCCCGUCCAACAGCUUUCCAGGCACCAGCCAAGUUGUGUCUCUCGAUCUAGAGUCCUGCAAAAUUAGCAAAAUCAAAGGCGGGGCCUUCCAGGGAAUGAGAAACCUGCUUUAUUUGUAUCUCUCUCACAAUGACAUCACAUUCUUGAAUCCCAAAGCUUUUGCUGGAGUUCCAAAGCUCACCUAUCUUCACUUGGAUGGUAAUCGACUAACACGAUUCCCUGCAGCAGCUCUGUCACAAUUACCCAAUCUGUUUGUUUUACAUCUGGAGGGAAAUGCCAUCUCAAAGCUGGAACCGCUUUCCUCCUCCGCUCCGACACUGAUGGAACUGUACUUGAGCAACAACAACAUCAGGGUAAUUGAUCGAGGUAUCCUGAGCUCCACUCUCAUUAAAUCGCUUCACCUGGACUCCAACCAACUGAGCCCGGUUCCUACUGAUGCUCUGGCUGAAGCCCUACAUCUGGAGGACCUGAAUUUGUCUCGUAACGUCAUUCGCCAGCUUGGACCCAAGACAUUCCAGAACAUAUCGCAGAAUCUUAAGAGACUUUACACGGACCAGAUGGGGAUUGAAAAGAUAUCAAAGGAGGCCCUGCUGGCACUGGGUCCAGGACUUAAAGUUCUGUCUAUGAGAGGAAAUCAGCUGAAGGAGCUCCCUGACCUGAGCGCGCUCUCUGGCCUCGAGAUGAUCGACCUGUGGGACAACCCUCUCCUGUGUGACUGUUCCUUAUUGGCCCUUUGCAGGUGGAUAGAGAGUGUGAAGUUAGAAGUUUCAGCUACAUGUGCCAACCAUCUUAAGCUUAGAUGUCAGCAGGUGGGGGACACCAGUGCCUUCUCAACCUGUCCAUGA
Cyprinodon tularosa is the source of this 2257-nucleotide messenger RNA. RefSeq names its product chondroadherin-like protein. NCBI's taxonomy places the organism in Eukaryota, Metazoa, Chordata, Actinopteri, Cyprinodontiformes, Cyprinodontidae. The transcript has 11 exons. Gene Ontology annotation, cellular component: plasma membrane. Bases 146 to 2257 code for a protein of 703 amino acids. The record is from RefSeq and is a predicted model, not a curated record. Gene Ontology annotation, molecular function: protein binding.